This is a messenger RNA of Zingiber officinale, 1399 nucleotides long. RefSeq names its product tRNase Z TRZ2, chloroplastic-like. Bases 115 to 1176 code for a protein of 353 amino acids. NCBI's taxonomy places the organism in Eukaryota, Viridiplantae, Streptophyta, Magnoliopsida, Zingiberales, Zingiberaceae. The record is from RefSeq and is a predicted model, not a curated record. The transcript has 8 exons.
CGUGUUCCGCAGUAUCAUUUGAACACAAAAUACCCGCAAGCUUCCUGCUUCCGCAGUGUCGCCUUAUCUCCUUCGCCGAGCAAAACCCAUCCAUGCGCUAAAACCCUAAUCCCGAUGCUGCCAUCCCUCAGCAAUUCGCAUCUCCCUCCUCCUAAGAUCGCGGCUUUAGACCAUCCGCAUGCCUUCCCUCAUCGCUCGCUUCCGAUUACGCCCGCUUCCCACGCCGCCGAAGACGACCGCUUCCGCGCGCUAGCCUUGAAGAAGUCGGGUUUCCUCUCGGUAAUUGAUCGGGCGAUGAACGAGGAAGAGGUGUAUCGGAGGGCGAGAGCGGAGGUUCAGCGGAAGGGGUUGGAAGUGGAAGGUUACUCGAUCGAGGGGAUCUCCGUCGGCGGCCAUGAGACGUGCGUCAUGGUCCCUAGCAUGAACCUUUCCUUUGACAUUGGGAGAUGCCCGGCCAAGGCUGUGCAUCAGGAUUUCUUGUUCAUCACUCAUGCUCACCUCGAUCACAUUGGUGGUCUUCCAAUGUAUUUAGCAACUCGUGGCCUUUACAACUUGAAACCUCCUACAGUAUUUGUACCACCAUGCAUCAAAGAUGAUGUACAGAAGUUACUUGAUGUUCAUAGAGGGAUGAGCCAAGUAGAAUUGAAGCUUGAUUUAGUUGCAUUAGAUGUGGGAGAGACAUAUGAGAUACGCAAUGAUCUUGUUGCUAGACCAUUCAGAACUCACCAUGUUAUUCCCAGCCAGGGAUACGUCAUUUAUUCAGUGAGAAAUAAGCUGAGAAAACAGUAUGCUCACUUAAAAGGGCCCCAGAUAAAAAAGCUGAAAGAUUCUGGUGUUGAGAUCACAGAUAUUAUAUUGUCUCCGGAGGUUGCUUUCACAGGUAAUCUGAUUUCAUUCUUGAUCCAUGAAAGUAAUGCAGAUGAUCCCAAAAUUCUAAUAACGCAGGCAACUUUCUUAGAUGAUGAAAAUGAUAUUGAACAUGCACGCGAACAUGGCCACUUGCAUUUGCUUGAGAUCAUGGAGCAUGCAAAGUGGUUUCGCAACAAGGCCAUCCUGCUAACACACUUCUCAUCUCGAUACAAGAUUGAGGAUAUUCGCAAAGCGAUUGCCAAGUUACAACCAAAAUUGUCUCCAAAAGUCGUCGCCCUCACGGAGGGUUUCCGAUCUGCAUAUUAGUGAUUCCCAUUGUUUGUUUAGAGAUUUUUGUUAAUUUACUGCAAGAGUAGGUUGGUGGAAAGUUUGUGAAUCUAUGGAAACAUUGCGUUUAGUUGUCUUUAUAGGCAUGCCAUAAGCAAUUUGUUGCCAUGUAAGACAUUAUGACUCAAACCAGUGCAAACUUUCCUGGAUCUUUGGCUAAGAUUCAUGUUUGAUAUGAAUUCAGACGACUUUAUAUUGAUUA